Messenger RNA from Monopterus albus (swamp eel), 1767 nucleotides. It is a transcript of the gene eif4a1a, whose product is annotated as eukaryotic translation initiation factor 4A1A. The record is from RefSeq and is a predicted model, not a curated record. Lineage: Eukaryota; Metazoa; Chordata; Actinopteri; Synbranchiformes; Synbranchidae. The transcript is spliced from 10 exons. Gene Ontology annotation, molecular function: nucleic acid binding; ATP binding; RNA helicase activity. Bases 1 to 1179 code for a protein of 392 amino acids.
AUGCCUUUGCAACUCAACUUCCACAGUCAAAGUAACUGGAACCAGAUCGUGGACAGUUUUGAUGACAUGAACCUACGUGAGGCUCUGCUCAGAGGAAUUUAUGCAUAUGGUUUUGAGAAACCUUCCGCAAUCCAGCAGAGAGCCAUUAUCCCUUGUAUCAAGGGUUAUGAUGUGAUUGCUCAGGCCCAGUCUGGCACUGGGAAGACCGCCACCUUUGCCAUUUCUAUCCUCCAGCAGAUCGAUUUGGAGCUGAAAGGCACUCAGGCUUUGGUCUUGGCUCCUACCAGGGAGCUGGCUCAGCAGAUCCAGAAGGUGGUGUUGGCCCUGGGUGACUACAUGGGAGCCAGUUGCUAUGCCUGUAUUGGAGGAACCAACAUUCGCAGUGAAGUCCAGAAGCUGCAGGCUGAAGCUCCUAACAUUGUUGUGGGAACCCCUGGCCGUGUCUUUGACAUGUUAACUCGCAAAAACCUCUCUUCUAAGCACAUCAGAAUGUUUGUGCUGGAUGAGGCUGAUGAGAUGCUUAGUCGGGGGUUCAAGGACCAGAUCUACGAGAUCUUCCAGAAACUGGCAAGCAGCACACAGGUUGUCCUGCUGUCGGCCACCAUGCCAGCUGAUGUUUUGGAGGUCACGAAGAAGUUCAUGCGUGAACCUAUCCGAAUCCUGGUCAAGAAAGAGGAGCUGACACUUGAGGGAAUCCGCCAGUUCUACAUCAAUGUGGAGAAAGAGGAGUGGAAGCUGGACACACUGUGUGAUCUGUAUGAAACCCUGACCAUCACACAAGCUGUCAUCUUCAUCAACACAAGGAGGAAAGUAGACUGGCUUACUGAGAAAAUGCAUGCCAGAGACUUCACCGUCUCUGCUCUGCACGGUGACAUGGACCAAAAAGAGAGGGACUUGAUCAUGAGAGAGUUCCGCUCUGGCUCCAGUCGAGUCCUUAUAACCACUGACCUGCUGGCCAGAGGUAUUGAUGUCCAGCAGGUGUCCCUAGUCAUCAACUAUGACCUGCCGACCAAUAGGGAAAACUAUAUCCACAGGAUUGGUCGAGGUGGUCGUUUUGGCAGAAAGGGAGUAGCCAUCAACAUGGUCACUGAAGAUGACAAGCGAACCCUGAGGGAUAUUGAGACAUUCUACAACACCACCGUUGAGGAGAUGCCCAUGAAUGUGGCUGAUCUUAUCUAGAAAAAAUCCCCACUGCCAUCAUCCACCCCCUUUAGAAAUUAAACCUUUUCUUCUACGGUCUGAACCAUGAUUUUACCCUCUACGUUUUAAGGGAAGGGAGAAUGCCCCUGUUAAUUCUUCUUAACCUUUUGAAAUAGUUUUUGGCCAUAUUGGAAGGAUGAAUUACUGACCUGCUUCAUGUUUGCCAUAGUCUUUCUCCAUAUUUUAGUUUCCCCACAUGCAAAACACAAGCACAUACGAGAUGGUGAUUAAAAAGACUUUAGAUCUGACUAUUGGGAAAAUAACAUAACUUCAACAUGUUAAUACAAAGGUGAUUGUUUUUUUUUGUUUUGGGGAAAUGGAAGCGAUUUGCAUAUGUACAGCAUCACCACAUGCUCCAAGGCUGCCUGGUGAGGGAUACAUGAGUUGUUUAGACUGCAGUUCAGUAUGAACAUGACCCUGAUUGACACAAUGGUCAGUGCUGCAUUUGACCACAUCAGUAUUUGAGGGACCUUCAGUGCUUAAAACGACCUUUUAUCAUGUAAGAAUACAUGUGUGAGGUGAAGCCCAUGUGGCAUAUUCAAUAAAAAAAAACCUGUUUACCAUUUA